Messenger RNA from Pelagomonas calceolata, 1363 nucleotides. NCBI's taxonomy places the organism in Eukaryota, Pelagophyceae, Pelagomonadales, Pelagomonadaceae. The record is from the annotation of a GenBank genome assembly.
CAGAUUUUUGCGCGGCGCAAAGUCUUUAGUAGCCGCAAAGUCGUCGCACGCUAUCAUCAUUGGUUCAAGCCUUAGCUGCAGCCUCCACGCCAUCGCUGCGACGGGCUGACGAAAGAGGAGCAACGCGCUCACAGACCAGAUCUCCAGAGAGAGCAUCUCUGCCUGCCUGAAAAAAAGCACACGCAUGCGAGAACGCAUCAAGAAGCCCUGCGAGGAAAUAGCAAUCAAUAUGGGCGCAUCACUCAAACCGAGCAAAGGCCCGCUCUCGCCGAAGCAGAAGCUGGUCGGGCGCGUGGCGCUCGGUCUCAUAGCCUGCUACCUCGUCACCGCGGCGACGGCGGCGUCGAGCCCGCGUGGCAAUAGGUUGGUCUACCAAGAAGGCGAUAUGCGAUCAUUUGCUCGGUCAAGCCGAGGCGCGCCGGCCAUGGCCGCCGCGCCAGAAAUGAUGAUGAUGGCGGAAGACGCGGCCAUGGACGAGCCUCAGAUGAUGCGUACUAGUAUGAAGUCCGCGCGCUACUCGCGCGGCGCGCCCGGGAGUUCGUUGGGCGGCGAGAUACUGGAUGUGGAGACAAAGCCCUUCGACGCGUCCUCCGUGAAGACGAUGCUCGUGCGGACCGGGACUUUGAGGAUCGAGACGGACGCCGAUGUGGAUAAGGUCGCCAAUGCCGCCACGUCACAAGUAGAAGCUGCUGGAGGCUUCGUCGAAAGUAGGCAGGACAAUGGUGGGUAUCUCGACGGAGAUAUACGGCGGGGCCAGAACGUGCGCUUGACGUUGCGGAUACCCGUCGAGAAGUACGCUUCCUUGCUCCAAGACUUCCGGAAGUCCAUAGGAGGCCUCACUUCUGCCAAAGACGUGGAAGAAACCACAGAUAGGGUCAGAGACGUCACGGGCGAGUACGUUGAUAAUGCGGCGCGCGCCUCGACGUUGGAAGCGACGCGGGCGCAGCUGCAAGCAUUGAUGUCGAGAGCGGACCUGGUGAAAGACGUCCUGCAGGUGCAGCGCGAACUGUCGUCUGUCGUGCAACAACUGGAGGCGCGGAAGGCGACGAUGCAGCGCUUGUCGGCGCAAGCGUCUCUCUCCACGCUGCAGCUCACGCUCUCGAAACGCGAUUCCUCAAGGCCGCCUCCUCCUUUUGAACGGGUCUGGUCUCCGUCAAAAACGGUGCGACGCGCGUUCAAGAAACUCAUCCGGCGGACGCAGCGCCUCGCGGACGGCGUCAUAUACCUCUUCGUCUUCGCGGCGCCGCUCGCGCUCGUCGCUCUGCUGGUCGUCGUCUUCUGUGGAGUGCCCCUGAGGGCGCGGCUCGCGGACCUGGCGGACUUCUCGGCCGGGAAGUAGUGUGUGUAAUUCCCUUGCUCUCGU